Haplochromis burtoni (Burton's mouthbrooder) is the source of this 1116-nucleotide messenger RNA. Its product is annotated as kinesin heavy chain. Gene Ontology annotation, biological process: microtubule-based movement. The record is from RefSeq and is a predicted model, not a curated record. NCBI's taxonomy places the organism in Eukaryota, Metazoa, Chordata, Actinopteri, Cichliformes, Cichlidae. Gene Ontology annotation, molecular function: ATP binding; microtubule binding; microtubule motor activity.
UGUCUGGGUUGUUUCGAUUUUCAUGAAUUUUAAUAAGCAUACCAAAAAAGUCUGUUGCAAGCCUGAAGGCACGGAGUUUGAAAGACAUGUCCAUUUACCAAUCGGGGUCUGAUACAAGACACGUGCACUGCGGGAACUCCCCCCAAAAUAACAUCUCACCCGUUUACUGAUAUAUGCGAAUCUGAUCAUUCUGACUUUUUGUUUUGUGUCAAAGGCUUCUCAUUAACUUCACAGUGCACUGCUUAAGACUGGAAAGCCUCUGGGGGGAAAUUACGAACCCUCUAGUUCCCACAUGACUACCCUCUCAUGCAAAACAGCAUUGCCAUGACGACCAGACUGGUGCAGCCCUAGACCCGCUCCUUACAAACUACUGUUUUCAGAAAUGCCUCCGUAAAUGCCAGAAAUACUUCGUGCUUUUGCAACAGCUGCUGCAUCUGAAACAUUGAAGAAGUUUCCAUGGAGGCUAAUUCAUGUAUAUAUGACAGAGUUGGAGCGCUCCUCCCUGCUCCUCGGUCCCUCUGCCCGCGGUGCUGAUGAGAGAGGAUUUGAGUCGCUACCACGCCCCGCCCACAGUGAGAGAGCAGGACUGACAGUGAUGCAAGGCAUGCCUCUGAGAAGCCUGCAGCCUAUCCAGACCGACCGGACCAGUUUGGACUCUACUUCCCAUUUACAACUCUCCAUAUGUUCUCCGCCGCCGAGAUGCAGCUCAGCUUUGAUUUGAGGGCAAUUUAGUAAACACCCAGGAGCUGCUUCUGUUUUGCUUUUAUUUUACAUUUCUUUUAAUAUUUUGCAACCCCAAACUCCAAAUGCUUCGCCUGCCAGUCUCGCUUUGCAUGUGGCUAUAUCCGGUGGUUCCAGUUUGCGUGCAGGUGCUUUAGGAGAAAAGGUUGCACAGGGGCUUUUUUUUUUUAAAUCAGGCUAUUAUUUUUGUUUUUUAAACUCCUCUUUAUCUCUUUGGAAGCUAAACCACAAAUUUUAUUUUCACAAUGGCCGAUGCGAACGGUGAAUGCAAUAUCAAGGUGUUAUGUCGAUUUCGUCCACUGAACCAGUCCGAAAUUAUCCGCGGAGAUAAGUUCAUCCCAAUAUUUCAAGGAGAAGACACUGUCAUCCUCGGGG